CGGAUUGGUGUUGACUCAAGGAAUCGAAUUGGAAGAACCGAAAAGGAAGGAGGAGGAGAGAAGAAAAUGAGCAGUGGGGUGGUGUGUGUGACAGGGGCAUCAGGAUACGUAGCUUCAUGGCUUGUGAAGCUUCUUCUCCAACGUGAUUACACUGUCAAGGCCUCUGUUCGAGACCCAAAUGAUCCAAAGAAGACAGAGCAUUUACUUUCCCUUGAUGGAGCAAAAGAGAGACUUCAUUUGUUCAAAGCAAACUUACUGGAAGAAGGUUCCUUUGAUUCUAUAGUGGAAGGUUGUGUUGGUGUUUUUCAUACAGCGUCCCCCUUUUAUCAUGGAGUCACUGAUCCACAGGCAGAAUUGAUAGAUCCUGCUCUGAAGGGAACACUUAAUGUCCUCAGUUCAUGUGCAAAAACCCCUACAGUGAAAAGAGUGGUUGUAACAUCUUCUAUAGCUGCAGUUGUAUACAGUGGAAAACCCCGAACUCCUGAGGUUGUAGUUGAUGAGACUUGGUUUUCAAAUCAAGAUAUUUGCAAGGAGUUGAAGCUCUGGUAUGUGCUUUCAAAGACUUUGGCUGAGGAGGCUGCAUGGAAAUUUGCAAAAGAGAAAGGUAUGGACAUCGUUACAAUAAACCCAGCAAUGGUGAUUGGUCCUCUCUUACAGCCAACACUUAACGCAAGUGCUGCUGCGAUUUUGAACUUAAUAAAUGGAGCACAGAUAUUUCCCAAUUUCACCAUGGGAUGGGUUCAUGUUAAAGAUGUAGCUGAGGCACAUAUUCAAGCAUUUGAGAUUCCUUCAGCCAAUGGAAGAUAUUGUCUGGCUGAGAGAACUGUACACUACUCAGAGAUCGUGAAGAUUCUGAAAGACCUUUUUCCUGACUUCCAGCUUCCAGUGAAGUGUGCAGAUGACCACCCUUUUAUGCCAACCUACCAGAUCUGCAAGGAAAAGGCGAAAAGCUUGGGCAUCGAGUUCAUUCCCUUGGAAGAAAGCCUCAAGGAAACGGUGGAAAGCUUGAAGGAGAAGAAAUUUUUUAGUCCCUAAAUCUCGACUGUUAAGUCUUCCAAAUAAGAAAUGGUGGCCACCCUUAUCGUCCUCUGCCUUUUGUUAUGGUUGAUGUUUCUGAGAUUUGAGAUUAUCAGCUUGUGGAAAUGUUCCUAAAAUGCUCCGAAUUUUCCUUUUGAUACAAAUAUUUUUAAGAUAAUAUAUAGAUAUGAAAUUAAAGACCAAAGUUGUGUGUAUAGAAAAGCAGAGUUAUCAUAACAUGCCUACAUUUGUAUGAUUUAUACUAUCAUAUAACCUGGGUUUCACUGUACU
Messenger RNA from Vitis riparia (riverbank grape), 1308 nucleotides. RefSeq names its product cinnamoyl-CoA reductase 1-like. The coding region runs from base 67 to 1035 and encodes 322 amino acids. NCBI's taxonomy places the organism in Eukaryota, Viridiplantae, Streptophyta, Magnoliopsida, Vitales, Vitaceae. The record is from RefSeq and is a predicted model, not a curated record. The transcript is spliced from 6 exons. Gene Ontology annotation, molecular function: oxidoreductase activity, acting on the CH-OH group of donors, NAD or NADP as acceptor.